This is a messenger RNA of Scaptodrosophila lebanonensis, 1621 nucleotides long. It is a transcript of the gene yellow-g2, whose product is annotated as major royal jelly protein 1. Lineage: Eukaryota; Metazoa; Arthropoda; Insecta; Diptera; Drosophilidae. The transcript has 2 exons. Bases 91 to 1242 code for a protein of 383 amino acids. The record is from RefSeq and is a predicted model, not a curated record. Gene Ontology annotation, cellular component: extracellular region.
AAGUCGAGCUUAGGCGGCCCCAUUCAGAGAGACCGGAACUGUUCAGAAAGACCACCUAUUAAGUCCAAUAGCUAGUUAGUUAGCUAGAAGAUGCGCAGCUUAGAACUAGGCGCUGUUGGAUUGCUGCUGCUGGUGGCUGGUGUUGCAGCACAAGGCACCAAAUAUGGUCUCUGGACGCCGGAUCGCGCCCACGCCGACGCACAGCCCAUACAGUGGACGGGCGGACAGUUUGAAUUUCCCUGCGCCAGCACCAAAUCAUUGUUUAAGAGCUCGGGCAAGUACAUUGCGAAGAAUGUGAUAGCGACGCGUGCCCAGCUCAUUGGUGAUAACAUCUUCUUGGCACUGCCACGCUACCGGAAAGGUGUGCCAGCCACUCUGGUGAAGACCAGCGUUCAGCCGGGCACCUGUUCCACCACCUUUAAGCCCUAUCCCUGCUGGGAUCUGCAGGAGGAGGGCAACUGCAAGGCUCUGCAAUCGGUCGUCGAUCUGGUAGUGGAUCAGAACGAAGUGCUCUGGGUGCUCGAUACCGGUAUUGUGAAUACGCUGGAGAAACCAAUACGCAAGUGUCCGCCCAAAGUGGUGGCCAUGUCUGUGAAGACGGGCAAGGUGCUAAAGACUGUGUCCCUGGAGGGCCUCACCUCCAGCAGUUCACGCUUGCAGUAUCUAGUGGUCGACUAUGCCCCGGAUGGUGGUUGCUUCAUCUAUGUCAGCGAUGCGGCCAAUCGUGCGAUCAUUGUCUAUAACCUGCAAGCGGAUCGCGGCUUCAGAGUUGUGCUGCCCAAGGCCGUGUCGGCGGGCUGCCGCUCCCGGGAUGUGCUCUAUAUAGCCCUGAUACGUCGCGACUGUGGUUCCACAGAGCUCUACUUCACAUAUCUCAGCACCAGCAAGCUAUUCUCCCUGAAAUCCGAAUAUUUGCGUAGCGGUGUGGCCGAUGGACGCAUAUUGGAUCUGGGCAAGAAACCCACACGCAUGGUCAUCAUUGGCACAGACAACGGUUCGGCCAUUUUCUUCCGCAAUGAGGGCGAUGCCGAGGUCUAUCGUUGGGACACAAAUUCUACGUUCAGCGAGAACAACUUUAAGCCCGUUUACCGCAGCCAGACCUGUCAACUGGUGACGCAUGCCAUACCCGACUACAAGCGCAAUACGAUGCGUGUGCUGCAGAGUAAUUUUCCGGAUUAUAUGCAGAAUCGCAUCGGCUGCGGUGCCAUUCAGCAGCUUAGUCAGAUGCAGGGAUGUUGGUAGCGGGAAUCAGAAACAACGUCCUUAGCCACAGCCAACGGCGAUUAGACCACAUACGGAUGCAGGCACACAAACACAAACACCUACACACACGCACACACAUAUAUGUACACACACACACACACACACACACACACACUCACACUCACGUACACAAGCGUAAUUUUAAUGCAACGGCAACUCGUUGGAAUGUAGUUGCGGCAGCUGCUUUGCAGACUCUGCAUGAAGUUUUCAAAUUGCACUCGAAGCUGUUUUUGAAAAUUGCUAACAGUCGAUGGCCCCUUUAAUGUACAUAAGCCAACGACUUUAGUUUCGUUAUCUAAGUUAAGGCAAUAAGUGUUUUUUAAUGUAAAUAGAAGACAGUAUUGAGUUUUAUUUUAAA